CGCAUCCUGUUAUACCGCGCGUAUGCUAGCGAACAAAAUGUAUCCGACACAAUGUCCAUUCAUUCAUUUGUUUCGUCUAGUCUAUCAAAAACAAAUCAAUCUAUUUUGCUACACCUGCUUAAAACUGUAUUACAACGCUUUAAUUGGAACAGAUCGAUUCGAUAUGUGGGCCCUGGUUGUUCUUUCGUUUUGUCUCCUUCAUACUGUCAAAGGCCAAUGUGCGAUCAACGUUAAAACUGAUCUCAACUUUCCGGAACCGGUGUUCCUGAAAAAUAAUAACCUAUGGAUUCCGAGGAAUGGACAGCUUGUGUGGGCUCUUGGUGAAUCCAACAUUGUGGCAUGCCCUAAAAGCAACGUGAUCAACACUUUACUGGACAAAGCGUUGAUCACGUGUGUCGGUGGCAGCCUCUUCCUACUCAACGGUCUGCCCGUCAAUGUAUCCAGCAUAGUUUGCACCAAAGCAGUGACCGGAGACCAUCAGUCGACCGGUGAAGCAUGUGGGAAUGGCGGAACGAUACGCAACAUCGGUUUUGACGUUGCCGGAGUGGGAUUCGUAAAACACUUUUCGGUGUGUUACAAUGCGCUGACUGCGUCCGUCAUCUACACGAAACACACACUCAAUGGCGAUUCUAUUGCCGAUAGCAUAGUGGAGUCCUAUCGUCCAUCGUUCAAAGUAGCCGGAGUUCCCAGCUCGGUGCCCGUGGGCAGUUCCUAUACCAUCAAGUCGCAGCAAGCGCGACUGGCCGAACUGCUGGGUUCCUCAACUCAGGCGGCAAAAUUUGUAAAUACCGCGUCCUACCUUGCACGGGGCCACAUGACUCCCGAUGCGGACGGUAUAUUCCGCACGUGGCAAUGGGAUACCUACUUCUACGUCAAUGUCGCACCACAGUGGCAGAAGGUGAACGGUGGCAACUGGUUGGCCGUUGAAAAGAUCGUCCGCAGCGCUGCCGAUCGUUUACAGAGCGAUGUAGUGGUGUACACCGGGGCGUUUGAUACGUUAACGUUGCCCCAUGCAAAUGGAACACAGAUUCCCAUUACGCUCAGCGCUAACGGUAUUGUGGCUCCGAAAUGGACAUGGAAAAUUAUUCGAUCGCCCAGCACUAAUUCCGCGAUCGCUUUCAUCACCAGCAACGAUCCGUACCGAACAUCGAUAGGGCCUGGUGAGCUGCUAUGUUCCAACAUUUGCCAGGAGUACGGUUGGUACAAUGCUGCGUUCGAAACAUUUGUGAAAGGAUUCACGUACUGCUGUAGCGUGCAAAGUUUGGUUGCUACAGUUGAUAGUGUUCCGAUCGAAGCGAUAGCUGCAAAUGUCCUAGCGUAUUAGCCGAUUGAAAAAGGAUAAUUAUGUCUACCGAGCGUUACAAACUAUUGGCGACGCGUCGUUAUAUUGGAAUGUAAAAUUUCGCAAGAACAA
Anopheles stephensi (Asian malaria mosquito) is the source of this 1414-nucleotide messenger RNA. RefSeq lists its product as uncharacterized. Gene Ontology annotation, molecular function: single-stranded DNA endonuclease activity; metal ion binding; nucleic acid binding. The record is from RefSeq and is a predicted model, not a curated record. The transcript has 4 exons. Lineage: Eukaryota; Metazoa; Arthropoda; Insecta; Diptera; Culicidae. Gene Ontology annotation, cellular component: nucleus; mitochondrial inner membrane. The coding region runs from base 23 to 1324 and encodes 433 amino acids. Gene Ontology annotation, biological process: apoptotic DNA fragmentation.